This is a messenger RNA of Trichoderma reesei QM6a, 2214 nucleotides long. RefSeq lists its product as uncharacterized. The transcript has 2 exons. The coding region runs from base 1 to 2214 and encodes 737 amino acids. The record is from RefSeq and is a predicted model, not a curated record. NCBI's taxonomy places the organism in Eukaryota, Fungi, Ascomycota, Sordariomycetes, Hypocreales, Hypocreaceae.
AUGGGUUUUCUCGAUUUCUUGAGUAAACGACCUUCUGUUGAGACAACGUCUUCACAGAGGAGCCAGGCCAUCUCCUCAAAUGCUCGAGGCGUCUUGGCCAGUCGUGAAAACGGAACGAGAACACCAGACCCAUCGCAGAGGUUGCUCAAGCCUCGCCUCAUAGGUAUAAGCGAAGGAUCACCUGGUACGACAUUGAAAGCGUCCGAGAACGCUAGAUCACCAGCAUCACUCAAGGCCAUUGGACACAGUAGCAACGGCUCUAAAGCCGGCCUUUCCCUGAACAACAUUCCCAAAUAUGGCGACUGUGAACGGCCGCACAGUCGUGGUGCGGUCGACCGGCUCACCCCUCUGACGCCAAACUUCUCUCUCCCACGCCGACGCUCUUCGGCUUUUAUCGACAUCCUCGACGCUCAGGGAGAGCUCAAGCCAUAUGAUUUUAGGUCAAGAGUCCAAGCAUCCGGCUCUCGUGACUAUGGCGAAGACGUCGCCGACAGGAACAUUCAGCCUGCCGUGGCCGGGGCGACGCUUCUACAUGGCUCACGGGGCAGUGCUUCUUCGGGCAGCUACUCCAGGCACGUCUACGCUAUACCUGCGAUACUUGAUCGCCACAGGGACAGAUUCUCUCCCAAACUCGAGCCUACUGACCGCCCCACGUCCCGACAAGCCUCACUGAGCUGUCGGCCGAGGUCAAGGGGAAGGAUUAGCCCUGCUGUCGAGAGUUUUGACAGGGCAGGCGGCUUCGGCAGCCAUGAGAUCCAUAGCCCUCGUCUCCAGUCAAAAAGCUCUUACGGACAGAUCUCCAUUACUGGCAGCUGGGCAUCCACCCCACAGCAGGCUCCAAGGACGGCAGACGGCCGCUACAUGCGAGAUGAGGACGAUUCCUUCUCCCAUGGGCUUUCGGCCUCGCCGCCCGGCAUUCCUCGCUACAAAGCUCGGCAAUGCAGCUUGCCUAGUAGUAAGCUCCUUUCUGGGCCCGCGUCGGGGUCCGUUCGUUCAGCAAGAGAAACCAUGAGCAAGUCGCCUUUGCCACCUCUUUCCGACCGAUCUAAGCAGCUAUAUCAGCAGCGCUGCAAGACGCCGACUUCGCCGAACCAGCUGCACAGCUUUCGUCACAAGGCCGAAACCGAUUGGAGUCGGUUCAACAGGUACGCGGGCGAGCAUCUUCAACCGACUGUGCCGCACUGGGAUGACGCUGCGUCGUCAACCUCGGAGCACGCGCCUUCGUUUACUUUCGGCAGCACGGGCAAUCUUCAGCUGGACAACACAGAUAGACAGCCCUCCGUGCGGACCUUUGGCAAGCGUGGGUCUGUAUCUUCGUUUGCCCAUUCCGACUACUCCAGUCCUAACUUUCCCGGCACUCUCAGUGUUGGCACCGCCGAUACAUCCAUUGACAUACCCGCCACCUCGCUGUUCAACAAGAUGUCGUUCGGUGGUGGUUCCUCUCGAAAUCUUCGAUCCAGGGGUGCCGACAGCUGUUGCGCUCCCGACUUCACUGGCAAGGGAGAUGAUUCUUGCGGCGAAUCCAUCUUCAUCUCUCCCGCAACCCCGGUGGAGGAACAGCCCAUCUGCAAUCUCUUCUCCCCCAGUCGCCGAGGCCUCAGCGUAAGCAGCCAUGACGCCACUAGCAUCUCAGACUCGGACGUCGACUCCUUUCGUGGCAAGUAUCCUCACGUUGGCCGUGACGGCGAGGCUCUUUUGUUCAGAGACGAGGGAUUUGGUGACAACGGCAAGAGUUUGCCAGGGCUAUUCAACGAUUCAGAUCGUCUUUCCACCCCUGAAUGGCCAGGCAUGCCCAUGACUGCAACAGACGCGUCCGAAAUGGGCGAUGACGAAGCAUCUGUCGUGGGAGUGCCUUUGGCCCUCCAAAAAUUGCGAUCAUGCCCCUCAAGGCCGCUUACCCAACGCGAACGAUUGCUAGCUCUGGGCUACGACUACGAUUCCGACUCCGAUACCGAGGCUUCCGCACGUACCGACGAGCUCCCCGAGGAGCGGGCGCUCGAGCUCAUCUCCAGCCUCAUGAAGGGCACUGCAUCUGCGGAGGGCAAAACUGGGCAGCAGCUUGACGAAAAGACGAUUGUCAAGUUACGCAAGGAUAUCAAAAGGAGAAGAAUGCUCGAUGCUCGAAAGGGGCGCAAAGUCUCCAGCCAGGAGAACAGCAGUCAGGAGAAUAGCGAGAUAGAGGCCACGGCGCUGGGAAUCACGGUUGUAGAAUAA